AUGACCUCCACCGGAGGAAUCACAGGAGAAACCUCAGGAGGCUUCCUCCCCCCAACCCUCCCAUCCCCGGCCCCCUCCACCCCACGACCAAGCACGCCCUCCCUCCUCCCCAAACCGCGAACGCAUCCUCUGCGCGCAGGGUCCGCCAAAGAAGCAACCGUGAUUAAUCACAUCGAUACGACAUUACUGAAGAUUUCGCGUCGGCACGCAAAGAAAUUCAGUAGUGCUUAUUACAAGCCUACUGAUGAUGGUGAUGGAUUCAACUCCAAUGCGAGGGGUUAUUCCCCGGAGUCGUUCGAACCUCGGAGAGAGGGAGAAGGAGAGGUGCAGGGCUAUGAAAGCUUCAAGGAAGUAGCGAGGGAUUUGGAGGGUUUGGUGGAUGUGCUUUGGGUUAGUGGGACGCCAUCCCUCCAAAUCCCCUACCUCAUCUCCCUAGCCAUCCAAGUCAACUCCUAUCUGCCCGAGUAUCCCUUCUCAGCGGCGCCUACGUUCCGCUUACUGCGGAAGUUGGAUGAGGUGUUUGCGGAGCUUUUAGGUGGUGGUAGUAGUGGUAACGGGGAGAAGAAGAGUGUGGUGUCUAUGACGGAGAAGGUGCGGAUUAAGAGUAUUGCGGAGUCGUGUCGGGUGUUGGUUGUUGAGAAGAGAGAGAAGGAGAUUGAGGAUGCUAAUGGGGCAGAGGAGGAUGAUUAUGAUGAGGAUGAGGAUGAAGAGUUCGAGGAUGUCUAUGGGGAUGCGAAUAAAUUGGAGGAUUAUAUGCCUGUUCCUGGGAAGUGGGAGAUGGAGACGGCGAAGGUUUAUGAGAGGACGAUUCAGUUGUUGGGCGAUGAGUUGGGGAAUGUGGGUGAGUUUUGUGAUGAGGAUUUGGCCGCGGGGGAUGGAGGGGUUUGUGAUACGGGGGAUUUUGUGGUUGAGUUGGAGGAUGAUGAUAAUGAUGAUUGA
This is a messenger RNA of Aspergillus tubingensis, 939 nucleotides long. Its product is annotated as general transcription factor IIH subunit TFB6 family. The transcript has 2 exons. Gene Ontology annotation, cellular component: transcription factor TFIIH holo complex. NCBI's taxonomy places the organism in Eukaryota, Fungi, Ascomycota, Eurotiomycetes, Eurotiales, Aspergillaceae. The record is from RefSeq and is a predicted model, not a curated record. The coding region runs from base 1 to 939 and encodes 312 amino acids.